GGUGGUUUCCUUAGAGACGGAGUCGGCCCAGGUGGCGGCCACCAAGAGACCAGCACGGUGAGACUCCUGGAGAAGUCAAAAUGCCUGCAAAGGACAAGAGGAAAGGCAAGAACAAAGACAAAGAACCAAAGAAAGUAGUCAAAGUAGAAGACCAUGUAGUUGACCGAGCCAAAGCCAAUGCCUCUCUUUGGGAGGCCAGACUAGAAGUCACAGAACUCUCUAGAAUUGAGUAUCGUGAUACUUCCCGAAGACUGGCAAAAAAUAAUGAAGACUUAAAGAAGCAGCAGUAUAAACUGGAAAAAGACACUAUGUCUGUAUUAAGCUACCUGAAGAAGCAGGAUCAGGAGAAAGAUAAUAUGAUAGAAAAACUGAAGCAGCAGUUGGCUGAAACAAAGGAAAAAGCCAAGGAAGAGAAGGAAAAAUUGGAACAAAAGUAUUCUAUGCAAGUUAGUGAGCUGGAGGGACAGUUUCAUCAAAAAGCCAAGGAAAUUGGCAUGAUUCAGACAGAGCUAAAGACAAUAAAACAAUUCCAGAAGAGAAAAAUACAAGUGGAAAAAGAAUUAGAAGAUCCGCUACCCGGCUGGCUGGCGCAUGCGCUGUGACGUUCCCGGGCCCUCGCAGCUCAGCAGUGACGUGGCCGUGCUUAGCAGUGACGCAGCAGCCCGCGCCAUCCUUCAAGCCGCAGCUACCACCAGCCGUUUCGGCGCUUCAGAGUCGAAGAUGGCAGAACAAGUUACUCAGGAAAAGUCGGAGGACCAGGUGUGCACCUUCCUCUUCAAAAAGCCUGGGCGGAAAGGAAGUGCUGGCCGCCGGAAGCGGCCGGCUUGCGACCCGGACUCUGGGGAAAGCGGAAGCAGCAGCGACGAAGGCUGCACGGUUGUGCGACCGGAGAAGAAGCGGGCGGCCCACAAUCCAAUGAUCCAGAAGACGAGUGGCAGCGGUAAACAGAAGGGGGCCUACUGUGAUCUGAGCAGCGAAGAGGAGGAGAAGGCGGCGAAUGAGAGUCUGGGCGUCGUCUACAAGUCCACGCGCUCGGCGAAACCGGUGGGGCCCGAGGAUAUGGGGGCCACAGCCGUGUAUGAGCUGGACACAGAGAAGGAGCGAGACGCACAGGCCAUUUUUGAACGCAGUCAGAAAAUCCAGGAGGAGCUGAGAGGCAAGGAGGAUGACAAAAUCUAUCGUGGAAUUAAUAAUUACCAGAAAUACAUGAAGCCCAAGGACACGUCCAUGGGCAAUGCCUCCUCCGGGAUGGUGAGAAAGGGCCCCAUCCGAGCCCCUGAACAUCUACGUGCCACCGUGCGCUGGGAUUACCAGCCUGACAUCUGUAAGGACUACAAGGAAACUGGCUUCUGUGGCUUUGGCGACAGCUGCAAAUUCCUCCAUGACCGUUCAGAUUACAAGCACGGAUGGCAGAUAGAACGUGAGCUCGAUGAGGGCCGUUACGGUGUGUAUGAAGACGAAAACUAUGAAAUAGAAAGUGAUGAUGAGGAAAUACCAUUCAAAUGUUUCAUCUGUCGCCAAACCUUCCAGAAUCCGGUUGUCACCAAGUGUAAACAUUAUUUCUGUGAGACCUGUGCAUUGCAGCAUUUCCGAACCACUCCACGAUGCUAUGUUUGUGAGCAACAGACCCACGGGGUUUUCAAUCCUGCAAAAGAACUUAUUGCUAAACUGGAGAAGUAUCGAAAAGCAGAGGGUGGUGCUUCUAACACCUCAGAAGACCCCGAUGGAAUCUAAUUGCCGUUACUUAGAUUUUCCAUAAUUGUCAAAUCUCAAAGUACUCUUUGUUUUUGUCAUCUCAAGCCAAAGAACUAUAAUUGAAAAAAUACUAAGUUUUCUAGGAAGAAUAGCCAAGUUUUGUUUUAUAUGACAGUGCUGGAGAUGGAAUCAAUAACAGUUAACUUACAGAACUCUUAGGCUUCUUGCCCAUCCUGUUUAUAGUUAUACAUUCUGAAUCUAAAUAAAGAACUAGUUCAUACUCUA
Arvicanthis niloticus (Nile rat) is the source of this 1980-nucleotide messenger RNA. Lineage: Eukaryota; Metazoa; Chordata; Mammalia; Rodentia; Muridae. The record is from RefSeq and is a predicted model, not a curated record.